This is a messenger RNA of Oncorhynchus gorbuscha (pink salmon), 849 nucleotides long. Its product is annotated as proline-rich protein HaeIII subfamily 1-like. Lineage: Eukaryota; Metazoa; Chordata; Actinopteri; Salmoniformes; Salmonidae. The coding region runs from base 1 to 849 and encodes 282 amino acids. The record is from RefSeq and is a predicted model, not a curated record. The transcript has 3 exons.
AUGCCUCAUCACUCCUUCCAACCACCAGGUGGCCCCCCACCCCUUCCUCCAACCACCAGAGGGCCCCCACGCCCUCCUUCCAACCACCAGGUGGCCCCCACCCCCUUCCUCCAACCACCAGAGGGCCCCCACGCCCUCCUUCCAACCACCAGGUGGCCCCCACCCCCUUCCUCCAACCACCAGAGGGCCCCCGACCCUCCCUCCAACCACCAGGUGGCCCCCACCCCUUCCUCCAACCACCAGAGGGCCCCCACCCCCUCCUUCCAACCACCAGGUGGCCCCCCACCCCUUCCUCCAACCACCAGAGGGCCCCCCACCCCUUCCUCCAACCACCAGAGGGCCCCCCACCCCUCCUCCAACCACCAGGGGCCCCCACCCCCUCCUUCCAACCACCAGGUGGCCCCCACCCCUUCCUCCAACCACCAGGGCCUCCGUCCCCUCUCACACCACACACCGUGUGUCUCAGAGCCUCGGUCCCCUCUCACACCACACACAGUGUGUCCCAGAGCCUCCGUCCCCUCUCACACCGUGUGUCACAGAGCCUCCGUCCCCUCUCACACCGUGUGUCUCAGGGCCUCCGUCCCCUCUCACACCGUGUGUCUCAGAGCCUCCAUCCCCUCUCACACCACAGAGACUCCGUCCCCUCUCACACCACAGAGCCUCCGUCCCCUCUCACACCGUGUGUCUCAGAGCCUCCGUCCCUUCUCACACCGUGUGUCUCAGAGCCUCUGUCACCUCUCACACCAUGUGUCUCAGGGCCUCCGUCCCCUCUCCCACCACAGAGCCUCCGUCCCCUCUCACACCUUUGUGUCUCUGAGCCUCCGUCCCCUCUCACACCGUGUGUCUUAG